AAAUAAUUAUGUAAAAGCAGAAGACUCAAACUUACAAAGAUUCUCACAACCUGGAGGAGAGAAAGAAACGAGUGUAGGAGCAACUAGCAAAAUAUCCUGAAAUGAUUCCCAUAAUUGUGGAAAAGAUCCCAGGUUGUAAAUUACCUUAAUUGCAAAAAGUGAAGUAACUUUAUUUAAAUGAUUGAAUGUAGAUUUUUGGUGAACUCUAGUUUCUGCUUCAACGAAUUCAAAAAUACAAUCAAGAAGAAAUUGAACUUGGAUGAGAAGACUUCCACUCUAUUUAUGUAUUGCGGAAAAACCCUGAUGAAUGAACGUACAUCUUAUCAUCAAUUUAACUAGAUGAGAAACUCAAAAAAAUCUACGAUUAAUUCAAGGAUCCAGAAGAUGGAUUCCUCUACUUGCAAUAUGCAGAUGCAGAAACCUUCGGUUUUUGAUUUAAUAAUAAUAAUCUAUAUAAUAAUAU
Molecule: messenger RNA, 463 nt
Organism: Paramecium octaurelia
Lineage: Eukaryota; Ciliophora; Oligohymenophorea; Peniculida; Parameciidae
Source: the annotation of a GenBank genome assembly